GUAGUGUGGGAAUGUUGGAAACACACACAGGAAGCUUGCCAGAGUUUGCUGCAGAUAUUGUACUGAUUCCAGGUGGAUGGAUUUCUCAUUAUCGAUGCGAGCACGAGUGAUAAAGCGGAUCUGACUGUUUAUUUGUGUUUAGUGCUUUUUGGGUCUGUUUACUGGAAUUACUAGCUGCUCUUUACAACUUCCAUGGAGCUCUACUGCGGGACACAGGAGAGGGCUUUCUGCGCUGUGCACAGUCCACCCACCCACCUCUAGGAAAUCUAGGAACUGGUAACCAACUCCAGAUGUGGGGUGUGAAAGCAAUGAAGUCUGAGUGUACAUAAGUGACCAUCCACCUCCUGAAAGCCUCGCUCCUGUCUUCCCCUCACCCUAGUUAAUAUCUAAUCUGUGGCAACGCCUGCUGUCUCUGCUUGCUGUAAAUGAGCCUGUGUUUUAUGGGGGUCAGAUAGGAGGUACAAGGUCUAUUAAAGGUAUUCUUGCACCUUUGCUGGGUUGUGUCAGUCUGGAAGGUGCCUCGCCUGGAUCUAAGAUGGUUGUGGAAGUACUUGUGUCCAAGACCCUGGCCAUCGUGGCUGUGGUUAUGACGGCGUCUGCCAUCGGUGGCAUUGUCACCAUGUCUGUCAUGUUCCAUUUAAAAGUAAAAGCUGACCCACCAACGACACCAGCUCCGACCACCACGGCGCAGCCCAUCCCGACAGGCGCUCCUAUCGACAUGAGGCUGCCCAGAACCGUGCUCCCCCAGAGCUACGAGGUCCUCCUGAUGCCUCUCAUCUACUCAACUGUCCCCAAACCAGAAGUCAACCAAACAGCUGUCAACCAAACCUUCUCUUUCAUUGGGAACUCGACGGUGACAUUUCUAUGCGUGAACAAGACCAAGAGUAUUUUUAUGCACCGUAAGAGUGAACUGAUGGUGAGCAAACCCGUGUUGGUUGAUCUGGCCACCGAAGAGGAAAUAAAGGUGGUACUGAGGGUGAACGAGAGCACCGUCAGUGAGACAGACUUCCUAGAGGUUCUGGUGACGGACGAUGUGGUUCUGCAGCCGGAUGCGCGCUAUAACCUGACUAUGCAGUUCUCAGGAGAGUUGCUGAAUGAUCUAGCAGGUUUCUACUCAAGUUCCUACGAAGUGAAAAACGAAGAUGAUGAGAGUGAGAUGAGAUACCUGGCCGCCUCUCAGAUGCAGGCCACAGAUGCCCGUAAAGUGUUCCCCUGCUUUGAUGAACCCGAUAUGAAGGCAGAGUUCAACAUCAUCAUCCUACACAGAGACGGCACCACUGCGCUAACUAACUGGCCCAGGAAAGAUUCCACCGGCUUCGCAUACGAAUUUGCCAACGAGACAUGGAGAUGUACAGAGUUUAAGACCACAGAGCCAAUGUCAACAUACCUUGUGGCGUUUGUUGUAGCGGAAUUUGCGGAAUCUAGAUCUACUGUGACUCCUAAGGGUAAACUCAUAAGGGUCUAUGCUCGGCCUGAAUCCAUCAUGGCUGGACAUGCAGACUAUGCCCUCGACGUCACUCCAGGCAUCCUCCACUUCUACGAAGAGGAAUUUGCUAUCGAUUACCCAGUGCGCAAAUUAGAUCAAGUUGCCCUGCCUGACCUGGGCCCUACUGCUAUGGAGAACUGGGGCCUGAUCACCUACACGGAGUCUAGCCUGCUGUAUGUGGAGGGUGUCUCCUCCACGUUUGACAUGUACCACACCAACCUCGUCAUCGCACACGAGCUGGCUCACCAGUGGUUUGGGAACCUGGUGACCAUGAGGUGGUGGAACGAGGCUUGGCUGAACGAAGGCUUUGCCACCUACAUGUCUUAUAAGGCCAUUGAAGGCACCAAGCGCACCUGGAAAGCAGACGACCUGUUUGUGAUUGAUGAGCUCCAGCAAGUUCUCACCGUGGACGCCCUGGCCUCCUCUCGUCCCCUCAGCUCCCCCGAGGACCAGGUGUCGACCAUCGACCAGAUCAACGAGCAGUUUGACGCCAUCACCUACAGCAAGGGAGCGGCAGUGUUGAGAAUGCUUGAACACCGUGUAGGAACAGCCUUGUUUAAAGUUGGCAUACAGGGAUACCUAAAAGCUCUGCAAUAUGACAACGCUGAUCAGGCCGACCUCUGGAGACACAUACAACAGGCAUAUAAUGUAGACGGUGAUGAGGUGGAGACAUUCAUGGAUGGGUGGGUCAAUCAGGCUGGUUUCCCUGUUGUCACAGUGGACACCAGCACUGGAGAGAUACGGCAGGAGAGAUUCCUCCUCAACGGCAACUACUCACACAAUGUGUGGCAUGUGCCCAUUAAUGCAAUGUUCGAUGAUGGUAAUGUCUAUACUGGAAUUAUCUUCAAUAAGAAAGGCCCAGUGACCUUGACAGAGCUGAUAUCAGAAAAAUGGGUCCUGGUGAAUCCAAACUGUGUUGGUUACUACCGUGUUAAUUACAACCUGGAGAACUGGCAGAGGCUCACUGCCCAGUUGAUGACAAAGCGCCAGGCAAUCCCAGCGAUCAACCGGGGACAGAUUAUCGAUGAUGCCUUCAAUCUGGCCAGGGCAGAUUAUCUUGAUGUGGCAGUAGCGCUGAACACGACCAGGUAUCUGCAUAAGGAGACAGAGUACAUCCCGUGGCAGUCGGCCCUAAAUAACCUCAACUUCUUCAUGCUGAUGUUCGACCGCUCUGAGGUGUACGGGCCGAUGCAGGCAUAUCUACUACAACAGAUCAUACCCCUCUACGAGCACUUUGCCAAUUUUACCAACAACAACACAGUACCAGGCACUCCUGGUGAACAGAACGCCCAACUAAAGGCCAUUUCCAUGGCAUGCCAACUUGGAUAUGACAAGUGCAUUGAUAUGGCUCAAAAGGAGUUUGCUGCCUGGCAGUUUGGAACUGGAGAUGGAGAUGGGGAUGGAGAUGGAGAUGGAGGUGGAAAUGGAACUAGAACAACUCACACUUACAAGAUACACCCAAACCUCCAGUCCGUCAUUUACUGCCAUGCCAUCGCGGCUGGGGGGAAGGAGGAGUGGGAGUUCGCCUGGGAGAAGUACCUGAACUCCACCUUGGCCACUGAGAAAGAUAAGCUCAGAUACGGCCUCUCCUGCACCAAGCAUAUCUGGCUGCUCAACAGGUAUCUGCUGUACACUCAGGACCCCAGUAUGAUCCGCAAGAUGGACGUGGUCUCCACUAUCAUCCACGUGUCUGAGAAUGUGGCUGGCCAGGCCCUGGCCUGGGACUUCGUCAGGGGAUACUGGAAGGAGCUCAUUGAAGAAUUUGGUGAGGAGAUUGGCUACCUGGGAAAUCUGGUGUAUUGGGUCACGGAGAGGUUCUCCACAGCCUACGAACUACAGCAGCUGAUGCAGUUCCAGAGUGACCACAGUGACUCCCUGGGCUCGGCGUCCCUCUCCCUGGAGCAGGCCAUCGAGAGGACGCAGGCCAACAUGCACUGGGUGGAGCAGAACAAGGACACCGUGCUCAAGUGGUUCGAGGAGGCCCAGUAGACGAUAACAAACUCCCCCAUUGGAUUUGCACUGGGGGGGGUAUUUCAAGAACACGGGGGGAGG
Engraulis encrasicolus (European anchovy) is the source of this 3538-nucleotide messenger RNA. RefSeq names its product alanyl (membrane) aminopeptidase-like b (gene anpeplb). Gene Ontology annotation, molecular function: metalloaminopeptidase activity; peptide binding; zinc ion binding. Bases 536 to 3475 code for a protein of 979 amino acids. The transcript is spliced from 20 exons. Lineage: Eukaryota; Metazoa; Chordata; Actinopteri; Clupeiformes; Engraulidae. The record is from RefSeq and is a predicted model, not a curated record. Gene Ontology annotation, cellular component: plasma membrane; cytoplasm. Gene Ontology annotation, biological process: peptide catabolic process; proteolysis.